Bombyx mori (domestic silkworm) is the source of this 1873-nucleotide messenger RNA. Its product is annotated as HIG1 domain family member 1A, mitochondrial. Lineage: Eukaryota; Metazoa; Arthropoda; Insecta; Lepidoptera; Bombycidae. Gene Ontology annotation, biological process: mitochondrial respirasome assembly. The transcript is spliced from 3 exons. The coding region runs from base 188 to 475 and encodes 95 amino acids. The record is from RefSeq and is a predicted model, not a curated record. Gene Ontology annotation, cellular component: mitochondrion.
GCAUUGAAGUGAGACAAGUCGAGAGCGAGACACGUCGAGUCGACAGUGGAUUGCCGAUAUUACAAAUAUUGGAUAAUAGUAGAUUGUGAAAUCUGUUAUCGUGUUGCCGAUCGGUGUUUCAUUCAGUACCGUGUGCUUUUCCACUGAAGGGAGACUGCUAUUACCAAGGCACGAUAAGACAAGAAAAAUGUCACAAGAGAAACCGAUUUUCGAUUAUCAUGAAGAAUCGCAAACGGAGAAAUUAGCUCGUAAAUCGAAGGAAUCUCCAUUUAUGGUGAUUGGUAUCACUGGCCUCGUCGCAGCCGUGGGCUACGGAGCUUACGCCUACAAACGUCGCGGCGCUAUGAGUACCAGCGUUUUCCUAAUGCAAUUCAGAGUGAUCGCUCAAGGGACUGUAGUCGGUGCACUUACUGCAGGCAUGAUGUACACUCUCUACAAAAACCACUUCAACAAGCUCAAAGGAAAUGAGCACUAACGCGGAGAAAAUUAAUUUAAGCUAAUUUUAACGAAGUGCCGUACAGCGGGUUUUGCCGUACCUAGGUACAUGAUAAAAAAUGCUUUAGAUAUGAGGAAAGCGUCGUUGUCUUGACGGGACACAUUAUUUUAUAAAGCGUAUGUGUAGUUUUAAGCAUUUUCAUAGAACUGGUGAGAUAUUCAAUACGAAUAUUCGUUCUUUAUAAUUAAGUCAUUGUUUUAUCUAAACCAACUGAUUUAAAUCAAAUUUAAAUCUGACCAACACCUAUCAAGGCUGCCGCCAACGAAAAACACGAAAUAGAUAACCGAAAAUAUAUUACGAAAUUUAUUAGAAACUUGCUUUAGGUUGCUUGUAUUGUUCAAAAACCUAAUUUGGGUGUUGAAUGUAUUCUCGGGAACUAUUAAUACAUAUAGAAAUUACCUAGGUUUUUUUUUAUGAAGGAUUACUGACAUCCUUGUAUGUAUCCAGUAAUGUAAAUAUUAAUGUUGACCAAAAAACGGGUACACAAUGACUUAAAUGUGUCAUAAUAGUGUAUCAUAAAAUAAGUAAUAAAUCAUUGAAAAAGUAUUAAAAAGUAACAUGAUAGUUCCUAAGUCUCCUUAAAAAGUCUCUGAGAUGUUCCCCUGUAAUGUCGACUAUCUCCCCACCUCAUUUACUUUUCAUAGAUAGAACGAAAAUUUCCGAAGAACUUUGAGAAAUAUUAUUUAUAUACGAAUUCCAGCCAAUUUUAUAGUUUGAGAGUUACGGGAUAUUUUCGUAUUUCCGAUGUUAUAGAUAGAGUAGCUGUGUCUACUUUGAAUUAUAAACGAGAAAUUCAUUCCAAUUACGGAACUCUUGACUGUGCGUAAUAUAAGACGUAAAUGCCAUGACUCUUUUUUGUAAUGUCAUUGCAAGAUUACUUAUCGUCUGUGAUAAGAAGUGUUUGUUACAUUACUAACGUAGCAAUAAGAAUAUUUUAAGCAACAUAAAGUUUAAAAUAUUUAAAAUUAGUAAUAGUAAUUUAAUUUUUUUAUUUAUAUAAUCUCUUGAAUUAUUAUCUCUAUAAUAAAUGAAAAUACAAUUAUGUUUUUUACAUAGUACAUGUAUGUACUAAUUGCCUUUAUUUCAUAAAAUAAAUAAACAUACUUUUAAACAGACAAAUUUGCAAGCAGGUGCUAUAUUUAUUAUAUAGUUCAUCAAAACUGGUUACUAUUGCAAAGACUUCAAUGCGUAUUUAUUACAACAGCACAGCAAAUAUAACUAACAGUAUUUUAGUAGUAUGUACUUUAGUAAUUUAAUCUACUAAAAUAUAAUUGGAUAUAAUUUAAAUAAUUUAAACUUUACUAAUUUCUGUGUAUAAAACUUCACUAAAAUCAGAAUAAGCCUAAAUAAAGAAGAAAACUCUACAGUGAAAUUUAA